AUGGGGCUCGCCGCGCCCCGCCAACGCCGGCGCAUCGCGGCCGACCCCCGCAAUCUGACCUGGUCGAACAACGCCUCCGGCACCUCCUUCGGCCACAAGAUCAUGACCUCGCAAGGCUGGGCGGAAGGCCAAUCCCUCGGCUCCAAGUCAUCGGUGCACCACGCGGCGCACGCGCGCGACGAGAACGCCGCGCGCCUGGCGGCGGCGCGCGUGGGCGUCGUUUUCAAGGACGAUACGCUGGGCCUGGGCGCGAAACUGAAGAGUAAAGAUGUGGAGGGGCAGAGGACGGGCAUGGAUGCGUUCAUGGGAUUGUUGGGCAGGUUGAAUGCGAAGGGGGAGAAGGAGGUGGAGGCGGUGGAGAGGAAGCAGGAGGAGAAGAAGUUGGAGAGGUAUGCGCUGGGGAGGUGGGGUGGGAUGGUGUUCGUGCCUGGUGGGGUGUUGGUGGGGGGCGACGAGUAUUCGGGGAAGAAGCAGGCUAGGGAGGCGGAGGAGAAGAAGAGGAGGGCUGAGGAGGCGGAAGGAAGUGCGGAUGCUGGUGAGGGUGGGGAGACUAGCGAGGAUCGGGCUCGGAGAAGGGAUGAGAAGAAGAAACGCAAAGAAGAGAGGCGGGCUAGGAGAGAGGCGAAGGCUGCCCGGCGAGCGGAGAAAGCUGCCAAGAAGUCGCAGACCACCCUUCAAGCUACGUCCGCGGACGAAGAGGAAGCCUCCCGUUCGACGUCCCGUUCGACGUCGGUCUCGAAGCGCAGAUCCAAACCCGCGCCCGACGAGCCUGUUUCGUCCGCGUCCUCCGACAGCGAGGAAGUCACAGCAAAGGCUGUCAAGAAGUCGAAGAAGCGGCAACACUCGGAAACAUCGACACCUGUGUUGUCGGACACGACACCUGCCCCGUUCCCCAGACCGACUGUGCGAAGCGGGCGACAGAUAUUACGAGGCAGGAACAUUGAGGCGAAGAGGCGCGCGUUCCAGGAUGCGAAGGGCUUAGAUGGCAUUUUUAUGAGAGCGGCCGGAUGA
Molecule: messenger RNA, 1011 nt
Organism: Cyphellophora europaea CBS 101466
Lineage: Eukaryota; Fungi; Ascomycota; Eurotiomycetes; Chaetothyriales; Cyphellophoraceae
Exons: 1
Coding region: 1-1011 (336 amino acids)
Molecular function (GO): nucleic acid binding
Source: RefSeq, a predicted model, not a curated record